Propithecus coquereli (Coquerel's sifaka) is the source of this 4261-nucleotide messenger RNA. RefSeq names its product solute carrier family 16, member 12 (gene SLC16A12). Bases 1350 to 2810 code for a protein of 486 amino acids. Gene Ontology annotation, biological process: transmembrane transport; monocarboxylic acid transport. The record is from RefSeq and is a predicted model, not a curated record. Gene Ontology annotation, molecular function: monocarboxylic acid transmembrane transporter activity. The transcript is spliced from 7 exons. NCBI's taxonomy places the organism in Eukaryota, Metazoa, Chordata, Mammalia, Primates, Indriidae.
AUAUUGCCUACUGUAUUGUUCAGUAACUUCCUUGCUCCGCUCUCAACUUUUCCAAAAAGUCUAAUUCACUUUGAAAUAAAUGUCCACAUACAUCCGAUUCACCGGGGAAUCUCGUUGAAAAUGCAGAUUGGGACUUACAGGCUCUGCGAUUAGACCUGAGAUUCUGCGUUUUUAACUAGCUCCCGAGCGAUGACGUUGCAGUUGGUCCACGCACGGGCCACUCUUGGAGUAGCAAGGCUGUCCACUCCAAGAAGCUGGAGACUCCUCGUCAGUUCCGAGGCCACGCUUCAUGACGAGAGUACUUUGCGAAAAGGUUAACCUGGCACCUGUCUUCCGUGUGGUACCUCCUGGCGACUCUGGCAGAUGUUUCUUCAGGCUCUAAGUCAACGUUUGGGGAAUUGGGUUAUGUUCUCGGCGACCGCACCUCGCUCAUUUCCUCAGCAUCAACGUGAAAUGCGCGCUAUUAUUAUCCUGUAUUUUACAGGUAAAACUGGGGCUCAGAGAGUUAAGUAAAUCGCCCAAGGUUAUGAACUUCUCAGGGGAGUUGAACCCAGGUCCACAGGCCUGCAAGAGACAAAGCUUUUAAUCAGCACCCUGCCGCUUGAGUUUCCUGUGCUGCGAAAUGGGAAGGAGGGCAGGCAGGGUCCAGAUCCCUGCCAGAUACACCUAACACAGUCCUUGUGUUCCUCCUCGAGAUCGUGCUCUUUGACCCUGCAAGGAAAAGUUCUUUUUGAUACACCGGGGCCCCUCGGCUUGCCUAGGUCAGGGACUCGCACGGGUGUUCCGGGGAGGGUCGGGCAGAUCGCUCGGGACACAGGGCCGAUGCCUUACAUAACCGCGAGGCGUCCCUCCUCCCCCGCGCCCCUCACCCCUCGCCAAGCCGCAGCCCUUAGAGCGGAUCCCAGCGAUAAAUCCCCUUCGCCCGCGGGACAGAGUCCCUGGCGGAGCUGGCGGGGCUGAGCGAGCCGGUGCAUUUCGGGGGGCCAAGCACCGGGAUUUUCCAGGCGCCGCUCCCCUCCCCCUGCGCUGCCCGCUGGGCCCCCGGCCCCAGCCCCGCCGGCGCCUCCGCCGGGUCUGCUCCCCGCCCCUCGGAAGCGAGGACCGCGGCGACUGGGGCCCGGGAAGGGGCCACCGCGCUGGGACGCGGCUCGGUGGGCGCGCCCUGGGGGCAUGUCCGCGGGCUACGGGCAGGGCUGCAGCGGUCCCCGCGAGAUGGCCAGUAACCCAUGUGCCAGGUAGCAUUCUAUGCCAACCCCUGAAUGCCAGCAGGAAGUCACUGGACAGAAAACUCUUCCAAGAUCAUUACUUGGCUGUUGGAGUAACCUGGAAAAGAAGAAAAAAGAAAAACCAUGGCAAAAGUAAAUAGAGCUCGGUCUACCUCCCCUCCCGAUGGAGGCUGGGGCUGGAUGAUCGUGGCUGGCUGUUUCCUGGUUACCAUCUGCACCCGGGCAGUCACCAGAUGUAUCUCAAUUUUCUUUGUGGAGUUCCAGACAUACUUCGCUCAGGAUUAUGCACAAACAGCAUGGAUCCAUUCCAUUGUAGACUGUGUGACCAUGCUCUGUGCUCCACUUGGGAGUGUUGUCAGUAACCGUUUAUCCUGUCAAGUGGGAAUCAUGCUGGGUGGCUUGCUUGCAUCUACUGGUCUCAUCCUGGGCUCAUUUGCCACCAGUCUGAAGCAUCUCUACCUCACCCUGGGAGUUGUUACAGGUCUUGGAUUUGCACUUUGUUACUCCCCAGCCAUUGCCAUGGUUGGCAAGUACUUCAGCAGACGGAAAGCCCUUGCUUAUGGGAUCGCCAUGUCGGGAAGUGGUAUUGGCACCUUCAUCCUGGCUCCUGUGGUUCAGCUCCUCAUUGAACAGUUCUCCUGGCGGGGAGCAUUGCUCAUUCUUGGGGGCUUCGUUUUGAAUCUCUGUGUUUGUGGUGCCUUGAUGAGGCCAAUUACUCUUAAAGAGGACCAUACAACUCCAGAGCAGAACGACGUCCGUGGAACUCAGAAAGAAGACUUUAAACGGGCUUCUCCCUAUUCACCUUUGACCAACAAAUGGGCACAGACUUGCCUCUGCUGCUCUUUGCAGCAGGAAUACAGUUUUGUACUGAUGUCAGACUUUGUCGUGUUAGCCAUCUCUGUUCUGUUUAUGGCUUACGGCUGCAGCCCUCUCUUUGUGUACCUGGUGCCUUAUGCUUUGAGUGUUGGAGUGAGUCACCAGCAAGCUGCUUUUCUUAUGUCCAUACUGGGGGUGAUUGACAUUAUUGGCAAUAUCACAUUUGGAUGGCUGACCGACAGAAGGUGUCUGAAGAGUUACCGAUAUGUUUGCUACCUCGUUGCUGUGGGACUGGAUGGGCUCUGCUACCUCUGCCUCCCAAUGCUUCAAAGUCUCCCACUGCUUGUGCCUUUCUCUUGUACCUUUGGCUACUUCGAUGGUGCCUAUGUGACCUUGAUCCCAGUAGUGACUGCAGAGAUAGUGGGGACCACAUCUUUGUCAUCAGCGCUUGGUGUGGUGUACUUCCUUCAUGCAGUGCCAUAUUUGGUGAGCCCACCCAUUGCAGGAUGGCUGGUAGAUACAACUGGCAGCUACACUGCAGCAUUCCUUCUCUGUGGAUUUUCAAUGAUAUUUAGUUCCGUGUUGCUUGGCUUUGCUAGACUUGUAAAGAGGAUGAAAAAAACCCAGCUGCCAUUUCUUGCCAAAGAAUCUGACCCCAAGCUGCAGUUAUGGACCAAUGGAUCAGUGGCUUAUUCUAUAACGAGAGAAUUAGACCAGAAAGACGGGGAGUCUGUGGCUACAGCAGUGCCUGGUUACAACCCCACAUGACCAAUGGCCUUGAACCUGGGAAUCUUCAGGGUUGAUCAAGAUGGGGCCAGCAGAUUGCUCACAUUUCUGAAGCAUUUUAUUUUUGGCAGAGUAUUGCCUUCCAGGGAAAUUAUUAUUGUUGUUUUAUUAACAUAUUUAUAAGGGAAAAUAGCAAAUAAUAAAGAAAGCUGGACUAGCCCAGAGUUUCCUCAUUUGGGAUUUGUACUCAAAAUUGAACUCACAUCUUUUGGGCAAUGAGCAUUGCUCCGUGGGGAAUGUAAGGACACCACUGAUAUAAUUAGCUGUAAUGAGGGGUAAUUUCAAGGCAUAACUUGAUGACACUGGGCAGAAGCUUUGUCCCAAAGUCUCUACCCCUCCAUUUUCCUCCAUUUCCCCCCUCAGGUAGAAGGUGAAUGGAAACAUUGACAUGUAGGUUUGUUUACCUUGUGCUGUUUGGAGAAGCAGGGUCAGGUUGAGUAUGGUAGUGGAGAGUGAAGAUGUCAAACCUUUUUCAUAGUGGAGUUUCUCAUUAGGUUUUAGGUAGGGUUGUUAAGGAAUACUUGAGAUUCCUCAAAAAGCCGAUAAUUAAUAUAGAAAGAGACUGUCUUUAUUUUUUCCCUUUUAGUCUUCCAGCCAGCCCAGACCUCUGCCAAUGGGUAGGUACCAGUUUGAGAAUCCAAAGAAUCAUAGAGUGCCAUGGUUGGAAUAGAUCUUAAGGGUGACUGGUAAGAUCUUCUUUGAAAUUGUCCACUGGAAACUGAAAGCUCUUUUCCUAAAACUGUGUCCUAGGUGCUCACCUCUGUUACUAUUGCACACAAUGCUUACUCUAAAUUUAGCAGAACAAACCCAGUUGCAAGGGCAACCUUUCAAUCUUACCUGAAAUGCUGACAACACCCAAACUACCCACUGUUUUUCGUCAGAAAAAAAUCUCUUAUUUAAACUGCAGACACAUUCAUAUUAGGAACAGAAAAAUGUUGGCAGUAUUCCAAUUGGGCAGGAAUUAAAUUCUUGAGUCAGCAGGUCUCUUGUGAGCAUUUUCUUUGCAGAUUGGACAUUUAAGUUCAUCAUUACCCAGAAUAGGAUUUGGCAGGGGGUGGGGUUUACCUGAAAAAUAUUAUCCUAGAGAUAUUCCAAAGGUGAGAUUCCCUCCUCCCAGUGUUAAUUCUUGUUCCAAUGUCCAUGGCUCUUCAUCCGUUUAUGGAUAAUAACUAGAAACCUAACUCCUUGGAUGAGAAUAGUUUAUUCAUUCCCAAAUACCCCACCUUGCUAUAGUUUGGGAUAAUUUCUGAGUCUUCAGAUUGAAGAGGGAGGGUGUGGAGAGAGAAGAGAAAAUAUAGAUCUCUCAGUUUGCCUCUAAUCAUUUCAAGCUCACAGAAUUGUAAUCCUGAAUCCCAAAUCAUGUCACACUUAUACAUAGGUGCGAGUUAUGUGAUUAAUUUUAAUUAUUCAAGAGUUUAGGCCGGGCGUGGUGG